CUUUCCAUACAGCAUUUUUAUGAUCAUAUGAUCAUGUUAGGUCAAUAAAAAAAAUACCCCAAAAAAUCAUGUCAGUUACACUUUAAAACUAAUAUAGUUCAGCGGCUGACUAGAAAGAAAUUACAAUUAGAGAAAAAGUUGAAGUCUAUGAAUGAAAAUUUAACUAAACAAAUUGAAGAACUUAAAACUAAAGUUGUUGAAAGGGAAAUCAUAAUUGUCAAACUAGUGAAAGAGAAAUCAGAACUAGAGGAAGAGUUGCAGAAAGACAUAACAACUGCUAAAGAUAAUGAGAAGCAAUUAAAAGAGAAAGAACCAGUCAAAGAUGCUGAUAUUCAAUUUGACUACAGCACUUUUCCUUCAAAGGAGGAGACAGAGAAACUUAAAGCUUGUAUAGCCAUGCUGACUAAAGAGAAAUCACUAUUUGAAGAAAAUAACGAAAAGUCACUUGGAAAGAUUGAAAAACUUGAAGUUGGAGUUGCUGAUAGCCUAACUUACAUAACCACACUAACAGAUGAAAAAACUUUAAUUAAUGAAGAGAAUAAAAAACUCAAAGUUCAAGUUGUCGAUAAAGAUAUACUGAUAGCUAAACUGAUGAAGAAAGAGUCACAACUAAAGGAAGAGUUGCAGUCAUUGAAAGAUAUUUCAACUGAUACUAAAUGUAUUCAAUGUGACUACUGGACUAAAGCAGAAUUACCAUUUGAUGGUAUGGUAACAUUGGGUAAGAAGGUGUGUCUGUAUAAUGCUAACAGUAGUCAUGAGUUACAGUUGGAUGAAUGUGGUCUUACCCUCUCUCUACCUGAUGGACUCUUAUCUCCAGUGGAUAGCACUGUCUAUGAAGCUGCUGCUCAAGGUUUAUGGGGAGGAGAUUUUGAGUUCCCUGCAGGCACACAUCUCAUCAGUAGUGUGUGUUACAUAUCUGUGUCUCCUAAUGCUGCUCAACUGGAUAAACCAGUCACUGUACAGCUAGUACAUUGUGCUCAUUUGACCUCUCAAUUUCAGAGUCAGUAUCUGAGCUUUGUAGUAGCUGAGGUUCAACCUGGUAAACAGUCCGGCCCUUUUAAGUUUGAGUUGCUACCAGGAGGAUCAUUCUCACCUGAUUCUCAAACUGGUAGCAUAGAAUUGAAGAGUUUUUCCCUAAUUGCAAUUGUGAUUGUUGUGAGUGCUGGUGUUGCUGGCAUUGUGGCUGGAUCAGGUGCUGCAGUAGGAGUAGCAACUGUUGGAGCAGCAGCUGUUGGAGUAGCAAAAAUAGGAAAUUUAGCAUUCAAUGCUUUCAAAAAUGUUACUCCUCCUGUUCCACCUUCUUUUCAUUGUCGUGGUCUGUUUUAUAAGAAGUAUUGGACUAAUGAAGUAAUAGUGAGUCUGGCUGUCCUGCCAGAUUUACCUGCCUUUAAAGAGCCUUUUAAAGAUGAUCCUGUUGCUCUGUCCCUCCUGGGUGAGCUACGAAGAACAUUUCCCUUUACUUUUUCUAAGGACAAAAACAAUUGUCUAAAAGUGACAAAUAUUCCUAAAAGGAAUAUCGAAGGAUGGAGAUUCACUGGAUGUAAUACGGAGAUCACUGAGACUCAUGUUGUUCGUUAUAGUUCUGGUCAAAGUUCUGAGCCUCCAUACAUUCAAAUAUCAGUACAACCUGAUGAAACUGAUAUAAAAGAAAAGCUAUCCCAUACUUUAUCUGUUGAUGAUAUACAAACACCAUCUGGUGUAUCUUCAGUGCCAUGGAAUAUUGAAGUUUCAAAGAAUGAUUUAUCAUCAACUGCUUUUUUAUCAGG
Molecule: messenger RNA, 1766 nt
Organism: Amphimedon queenslandica
Lineage: Eukaryota; Metazoa; Porifera; Demospongiae; Haplosclerida; Niphatidae
Exons: 10
Source: RefSeq, a predicted model, not a curated record